UUUGCACUGUCCCUACUAGAAACUGGGUUGUCGCGGGAAGAAGCGCUCAAUAAAAUAAAAAAUAACAAAAUAAAAGCAAAUUAGCCGAAACUCCCAUAAGUAAAACAAUUCCCUCGUGUGAGUCACAUAUAUUAACCCAAUUCCAGUCACCAGAAAAGGGACAUCGAGGGAGAAAAGUUCCAUUUCAUACAGGGAAGGCCGGUAACGGGUCUUAUGUAUGUGUGCUUGUGUGUGUGUGCGUGUGCGUGCGUGUGUGUGUCCUGUACUGUCUGGUGUCUUUCUGUAGCGUUUGUCAAAGGCACUGGAUGGAUAGCAUCGACGCUGAAGCUCUUUACCUGACCACUGCACAGCAUGGGCAGCCUCAGUGCGAGCUUCCCCACACUGCUGUGGAGGUACCCACUCUUGGGGGAACCAAGAAGAUGAAUGGAACUCUGGACCACCCGGACCAGCCAGACAUUGACGCCAUAAAGAUGUUUGUGGGUCAGAUCCCACGGGCCUGGUCAGAGGAACAGCUUCGGGAGCUGUUUGAACCCUACGGUGCCGUCUAUGAAAUCAACGUCCUCCGAGACAGGAGUCAAAACCCUCCACAGAGCAAAGGCUGUUGCUUCGUCACAUAUUACACACGAAAAUCAGCAUUAGAAGCACAAAAUGCCCUUCACAACAUGAAAAUUCUUCCGGGGAUGCAUCAUCCCGUUCAGAUGAAGCCAGCGGAUAGUGAAAAGAACAAUUCGGUAGAAGACAGAAAGCUCUUCAUUGGGAUGAUCUCAAAGAAGUGCAACGAGAACGACAUCCGACUUAUGUUUUCCCCAUACGGUCAGAUUGAGGAGUGCCGCAUUCUCCGGGGACCUGAUGGAUUAAGCCGAGGUUGUGCCUUCAUCACAUUCACAGCCAGGCAGAUGGCCCAGUCUGCCAUUAAAUCCAUGCACCAGUCACAGACCAUGGAGGGCUGCUCGUCUCCAAUCGUGGUGAAGUUUGCGGACACACAGAAAGAUAAAGAACAGAAGCGCAUGGCCCAGCAACUCCAGCAGCAGAUGCAGCAGCUCAACGCUGCCUCCAUGUGGGGGAACUUGACUGGCCUCAACUCGCUAGGUCCCCAGUACCUCGCACUUUAUUUGCAGCUCCUGCAGCAGUCUGCGUCCUCUGGAAAUGCGCUCAACAAUCUCCACCCCAUGUCAGGUCUGAAUGCCAUGCAGAACCUGGCUGCGUUGGCAGCUGCAGCAAGCGCCACGCAGGCCACACCCACUGGCAGCAGUGCCCUGACCACCUCCAGCUCGCCACUGAGCGUGCUCACCAGCUCAGGUACGCCUUCUGGACAACAGACUCACUCUGCCUGGGACGGCUGCAAGGCAGGCUCCUCACCCAGCUCCAGCACUACUUCCUCAGUCAAUCCCAUGACUUCUCUGGGGGCCCUCCAGUCUCUGGCAGCAGGGGCAGGAGCUGGCCUCAACAUGAGCUCACUAGCAGGCAUGGCUGCGCUUAAUGGGGGCUUGGGCAGUGGAAGUCUGUCUAAUGGGUCUGGCAGCACUAUGGAGGCACUCACCCAGGCAGCGUACUCCGGGAUCCAGCAGUAUGCAGCUGCAGCCCUGCCCAGCCUCUACAACCAGAGCCUGCUUUCCCAGCAGAGCAUCAGUGCCGCUGGCAGCCAGAAAGAAGGAAGUGACAAUCGAAGCACUGGCCCAGAGGGUGCAAAUCUGUUCAUUUACCAUCUGCCACAGGAGUUUGGUGACCAGGAUCUGCUUCAGAUGUUCAUGCCUUUUGGCAAUGUCAUCUCAGCCAAGGUGUUCAUAGAUAAACAGACCAACCUCAGCAAGUGUUUUGGCUUUGUGAGUUACGACAAUCCUGUUUCAUCCCAGGCAGCCAUUCAGUCCAUGAACGGUUUUCAGAUCGGGAUGAAACGGCUGAAGGUUCAACUGAAACGAUCCAAAAACGACAGCAAGCCAUACUGAGUACUUUUACUCUAAAAUGGACUUGGUUUGAAAAUGUGUUUCUGAUAUCUUCGUGCCCGUUUGUUCACCGUUUCCCUAGCAUGUCGAUGUGACGUCAAAAGUUCAUCGUCCAGUCCGUUGUCCUCUUCGCUUCUCUGACGCUUGAAAUUUUCACCCUUUGACCUUUUUUGUUAACUUUUGUCGCUUAGUGAUUCUUUUGUUGUUUGUUUUUGUGUGGUGUUCAUUUCUGUUAGUGCUGCCAAUAGGGGGCGCUAGAAAGACUGCUGUUCUAACUAAAAUGUAAAAAGUUUCAUGAAUAUUGUUCUGAGCAAAGAGUCUAUUUUUCUAGAACUUGCAAACAUAACCACUAGAUUGUGCAGAAGUUUUUAAUUUUCAUUGUUUCGUUACCCAAUUAAGUUUUUUGCUUUAGCAGUUUUUAUUUUUCAUUGUUUUAAAGCAGUCUUCCUAGCGCACUCAGUUUUACUCAUUUGUUUUCCUCUGAAAGCAGCCAAUCAAUUUUAUAGAAUCACUUUGUGUGAGUGUGGGUGUGUUUGUUCUUUCUCUCUCACUUGUUAGUUCUAAACCUUUUUUAGAAUGUUUUUGCAGUCACAUUUUGCUGAAACUGAGGAUAACGUUGUAAUUUUUGUGCUAGGUUAGUUGGCAUGAUGUAAUUUUGGGAGUUCUUAUUAACAGAGUGACUUUACAAUAGACACUUGAAUUGUUUUUUUUUCCUCUCUUUCUCCUCUCCUUCAUAUAGUGUGUCGAGCCAUCACAGGCACAUAUGUUUUUCAUUUUCUUAUUGUGUGAAAUCAGGAUUAGUCUGAAAUAAAAAUGCAUAAAUUGAGCAGAAUUGAGUUUGUCACAGUUAGUUAAUAUAUUAAAGUAUGCAUGUUUUGUAACUGCACUGACAUCCUCAGCAAAAUGUGAUUUAGUUCUGUUAAAGAAAAAGUCAAAAUUAUAAAAUGAAUAAAAUGGUGCCAAAAGUUU
Electrophorus electricus (electric eel) is the source of this 2912-nucleotide messenger RNA. RefSeq names its product cugbp, Elav-like family member 1 (gene celf1). The record is from RefSeq and is a predicted model, not a curated record. Gene Ontology annotation, molecular function: RNA binding. NCBI's taxonomy places the organism in Eukaryota, Metazoa, Chordata, Actinopteri, Gymnotiformes, Gymnotidae. Gene Ontology annotation, cellular component: ribonucleoprotein complex.